AUGAGUCCCCAAUGGAUCCCCCAAAAUAUCCAAAAGCGGCUUCUACUAUACGUAUUGAACCAGCUUUCCCUUUUUUCUGAGGUGGAUUUACCCAAUCUUGAAGAAGUAUCUUUGAACAAUAUAACAUUGAAGGAUGUCACUAUUGAUCCAGAAAAAUUGGGGAAACUUCCAGGAUGUAACUUACGCUUUGGCAAAUUGGGCUCUUUGGAAUUGACAACUGUUUCUGGUAUCAGUGGAGUUAGAGUCGACAUCAAAAAUGCACAAGUAGUGGUGUCGCCUGAUUUCGACAAGGAAAUCUCUCAAAGUCUGUCGCAGUUCCUGUUAGCGCAAAGUACCGCAGAUUUGGCAAAUACGAUAAUGUUGGAGACUAAUGAAGAAAGGAAGGAUGAUGGUGUUGUUGACAGCGAUAGUGAUACCGACGACGAUGAACUAAUAGCACAGCCUUCUUCAAACACCGCAAGAAGGCGAAGCUCGACUGUAUCAAAUAAAUCAUCGACUUUGGGAAGUGUUAUGCAAAAGGCAGUCGAAAUGGCUCUCCUGAGAAUACAGAUACAUAUAUCCAACUUGUCUUUGAAAUUGGUUACUGAACUGACCGAUUUGCUACUUGAAGUUGAUGAAGUAUUUAUAAAUACGGUGAAUGGAACGCGAACCAUUAGUAUUCAAGGUGUUCAAUUAAAGACAUUGAGACCAAUAGUGAAUGUGGGAAGCAAGGGGACAGGUAGAGACUCUCCUAGUGAGGAGAAAGAAGAGGAAGAGCAGAAGAAAGAGAUGGAAGAAGAAGCAGAAGCACUUCUUCUUCUUCUUCUUCUUCUUCUUCUUCUUCUUCUUCUUCUUCUUCUUCUUGAUAAUGAUGGUUACGGAGAAGAAUCUUUGAUGAAUAGCAUGGUAUUUACCCAUGAAGAAGCCAGUUCUAUCUACAUGAGUGCCACCUCGCAGUCAUUCCCAAAACCCACUGCUUCGGAAGGUCCCAUCGACAAUAAACAAAGCCACAAUGAGCUGAAAUAUGUACCUCCCACUAUUCUCCAUAUUAACAAUUGCGAUAUUGCAUUUGAAGGCUUACAGAACAUUAACAAUUUGGAAGCAGAAAUUGAUAGAAUAAAUUUGGCCUCCACCCUGAUCACACCGACUUUAGUGUCUAUAUUUGCUGGAUUUACUCGAACAUUGAAAAUCAAAUAUCAGCAGCUCAAAAAACCAAUGGCUUCUUCUCCUUCUUCUUCAAAACAGCCUCUCAAAAAUGAAAAGUUCCCCCAAUACUCAAAAGAAGAUGACUUAGUUGAUGGGAAAUUGUCUGAUGACACUGACACUGACACUGAUCCCGAAACUGACGAUAAUGAGCCACUAUUAAAUAAAAUAUCAAUAAGUAGUCUCAACCUCAGCACAGAGUCUUCGAUAAAUGCGACUGGCGAGUUUUCAAGCACAGAAGGGACCACUAUUCUGUUUGAGAAUAUCAAUAUGAAGCACAAAAACGAAUUAUUGUUAUUCGGUGGAGUAGAGAAAAUUUCAAUUGACCAUGGAAGCAAAGGUCAAAUAACAAAAGUUCUUUAUUUUGAAAGUCCAGGGGAUGCAGGUCGUUCCCAGAGGUCCGCUUCGCCCAAUAGUGUUCUGUCCAAUGCCACAGGAUCUAGCUCUUUCUCAAAAGCGGAUUUUAGAUUUGAGGUAUUUCAAAAGGCCGAGGAGGAUUCAGAAUUGGAAUUGACAUUUUUAUUCGCUAAAACGGCACAAUUCCAGUUUAAUGCAAAGGGUUUGGCUAAUAUUACAAAAUUCCUAGUUGAAGCUAACCUAGCCAUAACCGAGUUUACAAAAUUCAAAAAUGCUUUGAGUGAGUUUCAAAGUCAACGAGGUGGGUCCCGUCAGCAAAUGCAAAAACAAAAUAUCUCACAAAGAAGCCAACUUAUUUUCCAAACUGCUUCCAUAGGAAUCAGCGUUGCCAUGGCUGAUGAUUUUAUUUUCAAUAUGCGCAUUUUGCCGGUGCAAUAUGAUUCAAACAAGAAUGAAAUGCUGAUACCUGCCAUCACAUGUAAUGGAAUUAUCAAAGGAGAAAGAGUUGACAAUAUCCUUAGUAUAAAUGAUAUUGUUUUGAGAUUUACGCUGAAAGAUUUCACAGCACUUGUGCAACCUGCACCAAGCAAUCCUAGUCGUAUUUAUAUCACUCCACGCGCCAUGCGAAUGACUGCGAAUAUGACUUUAAACAUUCAGGAUAUCAGCUAUACGGCUUCUGUAGAAGAAUCGAAGAUCAUGAUCAAGAAGACACAAAGCAUUGUACAUGAAAUAUUGGAGUUCUUGAAUGAAGGUACUCUGGCAACAACAACGGCAUCAUCAUCAUCAUCAUCAUCAUCAUCAUUUUCUUCUUCUCCUUCCUCAACUUCAUCCAGGAAUCAAAAACAAGUAAAGAUCAAUCACUCGUCAUCUUAUGUGUCCUCAUCGAUUCGAAAUGUACGAAGGGAAAGAAGGAUUGGGCUUGGUCCCAGCGGUUACCCGCAUGGAGCUAUAUCAUCAACAACAACAUCAUCAAUAACAACAACAACUAGACUCAACACUGCUAGCUUCAGUAUCAUGCUUCAAAGAAUUCACAUUAGAUUGAAGGAGGUAUUACCCAAGUUUGGAGAUGCCAAAGUUGAGAUUAGCGGUAUUAAUUUUUUCAAGUUGAACCAGGAAAUUCUUGGUUCAUUCCAUUCAUUGGAUAUAAUUCGCUCAAAAGAUUCAAUUACAGAGCAUUUACUUUCCAGGUACAAGAAAAAAUUACCAGCUAGUUCUUCUUCUUCUUCAUCAUCUCCUUCUCCUCCUUCUCCACCCCUUUUGCCUUUGAUUUUGGUCAAAUUUAAGUUGGCUGAGAGGAUAUCCACACUUGAAGUAACAUGUCAUGAUUUUUUACUUGAGUAUUAUACCCUCUGGCUAACAUUUCUUGGUAAAGACGAGUCAAUAAUUGAGGCUGUUGAAGAAGAAUUGAUAGACAAAACCGCUCCCCAAACUGUGGACCCUGUGAAAACAACCAGUAGAUUUGAUGUUAGGAUUACUUUAUACAAUUGUAUGAUUGGUCUUUCUCCGGGUAGACUCGAAUGCAAGAGUGUUUUGACAGUGUCAAAAGGUAAUAUGGAUUUUGUUUUUGCUGCUAAUCAGUUUUAUAUCAAAAGCUCAUUUCGGGAAAUUGCGAUUUUAUUAAUUGACGAUGUUAAGAACUUGACAGCAGCUACUACUAAUGGAAGUAGUGCUCAAUCUAAUACUAUGCAAGAUCCUGAAACUGCUCAUGUUGAUUAUAUUUUGGACAUGGGGUAUUUACAAAUUGGAAUUAUCAAUGUGGCGCAUGUUGGGCUUACUUUUAAUACAAACGUGGAAGAGGUUAGAAAAAGAAAUCAAGAGUUGGGUAUCAGAGAUAGCUUGUCCAUUAUAGAUUUGAAGAUUAAUGCUGACGAUAUCCAAUUAGAUUUGUGCGCCGAUUCCACAAACACAUUUCUUCAGUUGGUGAAUGACCUCAAGUUACCUUAUGAUUUUGAUGACAAGGAUAAAAUCAGGGUGAAUGUUUCGGAGGAAGUCGACAUACUAAAAGAUUUGAAUGAUGAAAUGUACACGGAUAUUAGCGAAGCGCUAAUCGAUUUGAAUAUUGAGAGCGAUAGUUUUGUCAAUGAAAGUCAAUUACAGGAAGAAUCGUUAGAAUUUCAAGAAGAGCAUUUUGAUGGAUUCGACUCUAUAAUUUCUAGUGAUAAGAAAGUGGACCCGCUCAAGAUCAAUGUGAAUCUAUCUAAAGUGAAAUUUUAUUUGCAUGAUGGGUAUGAUUGGAAAGAUACUAGGAAGGCUAUACGAAAGGUUGUAAAAAACAUUGAGUUGAAGCAAAAUAACCAUAAACAUAAACACGUUGAUGAGGUUUCUGUCCAAUCUGCGUCCUUCUCAGAUAAACCCCCCAUCGAAGAAAGGAAGUCGUCAAUGAUUGAGGAAACACUUUUCCAAUCCAUACAUGUAAGUGCUCCAAAAGUUGCCAAUGGGUCGGAUUUAACAAAGAGUAUUAAUUUGCGAAUGCAGAAUGAAGAAGCUAAGGAUGACGAGAAAAUGGAGGCGAAUAUACAAAAUGGAAGAAACUACAAGAACUUAAAGCUUAGAAGGUCCGUGGACCAUAAAGUUUUAGCAGAUUUGAAGAAUAUUGAUAUUGGGGUAGUUGUUUACUCCACUCGAGAUCCACGACGCGACAAAACUGAUCCUGAAAUGAAAUUCGAGUUGUUGAAUUUGGUCGAGGUAAGUUUAGGAACAAUUGAUGUAUAUGAUAAUGUGCCUACAUCGACUUGGAACAAAUUUCUUUCGUAUAUGAAUAUUCUUGGUGAGAGAGAAGUUGGAACCAGUAUGUUCAAAAUCAAUAUUUUGAAUGUGAGGCCUCAACCGUCAUUGGUGGCCACCGAAGCUAUAAUCAAAGCAUCUGUUUUGCCAUUGCGAUUACACAUUGAUCAAGAUACUUUGGAUUUUUUGACUCGUUUUUUUGAUUUCAAGGAUACUAGAUUUGAACUACCUCCCGAUGAAAUAUUGUACAUACAAAAAUUCAAUAUGGAUCCAGUAAAGUUGAAAGUUGAUUACAAACCUAAAAAAGUAGAUUAUGUCGGAUUAAGAUCGGGGAAAUCUGCUGAAUUUGCCAAUUUCUUUGUCCUUGAUGGAUCAAGUAUAACGUUACCAAGUGUUCAGUUGUAUGGGCUUUUGGGGCUUUCUGAAUUGGGACUUGGAUUGGGUACAACGUGGGCUCCUAUCUUUCAGCUGACACAGGUAUUGGGUAUUAUCUCGGGAGUUUCCGCCCUUCGGUCUGUGGUGAACAUUGGGAGUGGAUUCAGAAACUUGGUUGUUAUCUCCAAAAAGGAGUAUAAGAAGGAUGGUAGGUUUUGGAGAAGUCUUCAAAAGGGAACAAAAUCAUUUGCCAAAACUACAGGUUACGAACUUAUUAAUAUGGGUGUGAAACUAGCUUCCGGUACACAAGUUCUUUUGGAACAAGGCGAAGAACUAUUAGGUGGUGAAGGUUCUUCUGCAAGAGUCCCUAAACAAUCUAGAAGAAGUUCUGAUGCAUCUGACAAAUCAUUUGAGGUGGGAGAUGGUACCGACUUUACUAACAAUAUAUUGAUCAGUUCGGAGAUAUUGAGUAAAGCCGCAUCAAAGUAUGAAGAAAGGAACAAAUAUGUUGGAGAAAAGUUGUAUUCUAAUAUUGAGUUAGAUGAUGAGUACGAUUCAAUUAGUGGUAUCAACAAGGAGCUUUUAAGCAAAUCAAUUUUCAUAUUGGCUCCUCCAAAUAAUGGCAAUCGUGAAACCAAUAUUGAUAAGAUUUUACAGGGAAGUAAAAGUAACAAAAAAAGAGAAGAAAAAGACGAAAGGGAAGAAGAAGAAGGGAAAGAAGAAGGGAAAGAAGAAGAAGAAGAAGAAGAAGAAGAAGAAGAAGAAGAUGUCGCAUUCGAUGUGUAUGCUAUCGAUGAUGAUGAUGUAUUAGGAGGGGAAGAACAAGAAGAAGGGGAAGAUGAAGAAGAAGAAGAAGAAGAGGAGGAGGAGGAGGAGGAGGAGGAGGUGGAGUAUCGAGAAAAAAUGAUUAGUUUAUACUCUAAUCAACCAACAUCAAUUCAACAAGGCUUGAUAUCAGCUUAUAAAUCGUUGGGCAAAAAUUUCAAAGUGACCCAAAAGCAACUAACUAAUUUAGUAAAGGAGUUAGAAAGUAAGGAAACAGUUCAAGAUACAUUGAUCACUGUAUUGAAAAGCUCACCUGUUAUAAUAAUUAGACCAAUUAUUGGUACAACGGAAGCUUUAUCAAAAACGUUGAUGGGUAUUGGAAAUAUUAUAGAUUCAAAGCAUAUGGUUGAAAAUAGGGACAAAUAUAGGAAUGAGGCCAGUGACGAAGACAAAUAG
Molecule: messenger RNA, 5859 nt
Organism: Lodderomyces oxycetoniae
Lineage: Eukaryota; Fungi; Ascomycota; Pichiomycetes; Serinales; Debaryomycetaceae
Gene: SPO72
Product: Spo72p
Exons: 1
Coding region: 1-5859 (1952 amino acids)
Biological process (GO): piecemeal microautophagy of the nucleus; reticulophagy; autophagy of mitochondrion
Cellular component (GO): phagophore assembly site
Molecular function (GO): phosphatidylinositol-3-phosphate binding
Source: RefSeq, a predicted model, not a curated record